ACCCAAAACCCACUUCUUCUCAGACAUGGCUCCCCCUAAACUCGCACCCUUCCUUGUUGUGGCGGCUUUGAUGCUACGAGCUUCUCACGCCCACCUUAGCCCUUUCUUCCACGCCAAAACAUGCCCUCAGCUGCCUUUCGUUGUUGCCAACGUGGUUGCCCAAGCUCUACAAACUGACGACCGAGCAGCUGCCAAGCUCAUUCGCCUCCACUUUCAUGAUUGCUUCGUCAAUGGGUGUGAUGGGUCUGUGCUAUUGGAGGACGUGCCGGGCGUCAUCGAUAGCGAAUUAAACGGACCACCAAACGGUGGGAUCCAAGGGCUGGACAUCGUGGACAACAUUAAAUCAGCGGUUGAAAGCGCUUGCCCAGGCGUUGUUUCCUGCGCCGACAUCUUAGCCAUUUCCUCACAAAUCUCUGUUUUCUUGUCGGGAGGGCCAAUUUGGGUAGUUCCACUGGGAAGAAAAGACAGCAGGAUAGCCAAUAGAACCGGAACCUCAAACCUUCCUGGUCCCUCCGAAACUCUGGUCGGGCUUAAAAGCAAGUUUGCGGCACAAGGGCUUGAUUCUACGGAUCUUGUGGCUCUAUCAGGAGCACACACGUUCGGGCGAGCGAGAUGUUUUUUCUUCACCGGCCGCUUCGACAACUUCAACAACACCGGAAGACCCGACCCAACGCUAAACCCGGUUUACAGGGAGCAGCUUCGACGGCUCUGUACGACCCAACAAGCACGAGUGAAUUUUGACCCCAUAACGCCAACCAAAUUCGACAAAGCCUACUAUACCAAUCUCAUAAACCUGAAGGGGCUUCUCCAAAGUGACCAAGAGCUGUUCUCCACCCCCAGGGCUGAUACCACGGCCAUCGUAAAAGAUUUCGCCGCUAACGAGGUUGCCUUCUUUACCCAAUUUGUGAAAUCCAUGAUCAAAAUGGGGAAUCUGAAGCCGCCCCCCGGCAUCAGAUCAGAAAUCAGACAAAACUGUAGGAGGGUCAACCCGGUGAAGGCCUAUGACAUUAUGUAACUUGAUGUUCCUCGUCUUAGAUUUUGUGUGUCCCUAAGAAUAAAGCUUCCACUUGGUUUUUUUUUUAUUUCUGUUGUCGUGUGUGUCCAAACUGGAAAGGAUCGUGGUUUAACUUCUAAGUUUAGUUUCUCACAAAA
Messenger RNA from Cucurbita maxima (winter squash), 1152 nucleotides. Its product is annotated as peroxidase 2-like. The record is from RefSeq and is a predicted model, not a curated record. Gene Ontology annotation, molecular function: heme binding; peroxidase activity. Gene Ontology annotation, biological process: hydrogen peroxide catabolic process; response to oxidative stress. Lineage: Eukaryota; Viridiplantae; Streptophyta; Magnoliopsida; Cucurbitales; Cucurbitaceae. The transcript has 3 exons. Bases 26 to 1015 code for a protein of 329 amino acids.